ACUUCCAGGAGGAUCGCGAUUGGGCAGCUAGCGACAGUAAAGCACUUGCUAAGUAACGUUUCAACUGCUACAGCAGCGAUGAAGAAGAAAACCGGAAGUGUAAUUUUUCCUCCUGCUGGCGAUAGCGUAAGCUACUUUGGUGUCAUCGUCUUAUCGGAUUGGGGUUGACAACAGAAAUAACAACCUUAUUUCGUGUCCAGCCACGAAUACAUAUUUUCGUUGGGGUUUCUGGAGAGAUGAACAACAACGGGAACAAAAGAGCUCCAACUACAGCCACUCAGAGACUUAAGCAGGAUUACCUCAGGAUAAAGAAAGACCCCGUGCCUUACAUUUGUGCAGAGCCCCUUCCCUCCAACAUCCUAGAAUGGCACUAUGUAGUCAGAGGUCCUGAGAAAACCCCGUAUGAAGGUGGAUAUUACCAUGGAAAACUUAUAUUUCCCAGAGAAUUCCCCUUUAAACCACCAAGUAUCUACAUGAUAACGCCAAACGGGAGAUUUAAGUGCAACACAAGGUUAUGUUUGUCCAUCACAGACUUCCACCCGGAUACGUGGAACCCAGCGUGGUCCGUCUCGACAAUCCUCACGGGUUUGCUCAGCUUCAUGGUGGAAAAAGGACCCACUCUUGGCAGCAUUGAGACCUCUGAUUACACAAAAAGACAGCUAUCAGCCCAAAGCCUGGCUUUCAACCUCAAAGACAAAGUAUUCUGUGAGCUGUUUCCUGAUGUAGUUGACGAGAUGAAGCAGAAGCAGAAGGCCCAGGAGGAGCUUAACGCCCGUACACAGCCUCUCCCCUUACCUGAUGUGGUGCCUGAUGGAGACCCCCAGCAAGCCCACUAUGGCCUCCCAGCCCUCAACGGUGGUCCUGCCCCACUAGGGGGUGCCAAUCCCGCCCCUGGCCAGCAGCAGGCCAAUCGUAACCAUGGACUACUAGGUGGGGCUCUAGCCAACCUCUUUGUGAUUGUAGGCUUUGCAGCGUUUGCCUACACAGUGAAGUACGUGCUGAGGAGCAUAGCGCAGGAGUGAGAGGAGCCGGUGUUUUAGGGCAGCGCUCCCCUCCCCCUGCAGGUGAGCCAACUAGUGGACUCGAUAUUCUACAAACACACUACGUGGGGUGGGGAGGGAUGUUCAUUCCCGAUCAAACCCCUCCACAACCACAACCUCCACCACCACCACUACUACCACUACCAACAUGGACUUUGGAAGAAAAAAACUCAAAGCCCACCUAGCCAGGAAGGACUGAGGGGAGGAGGAGGAGGUGGGGGAUGGACGGGAGUGGCUGUAGAGCCGGGGCCGGGGAGACUGGAGGGGUUUAUUAAAACGGUUGUGAUCUA
Haplochromis burtoni (Burton's mouthbrooder) is the source of this 1330-nucleotide messenger RNA. It is a transcript of the gene ube2j2, whose product is annotated as ubiquitin-conjugating enzyme E2, J2 (UBC6 homolog, yeast). The record is from RefSeq and is a predicted model, not a curated record. The transcript is spliced from 7 exons. Bases 237 to 1022 code for a protein of 261 amino acids. NCBI's taxonomy places the organism in Eukaryota, Metazoa, Chordata, Actinopteri, Cichliformes, Cichlidae.